Molecule: messenger RNA, 261 nt
Organism: Salpingoeca rosetta
Lineage: Eukaryota; Choanoflagellata; Craspedida; Salpingoecidae
Exons: 2
Coding region: 1-261 (86 amino acids)
Source: RefSeq, a predicted model, not a curated record
AUGAUUGGCCGUCUCAUUGGCACCGUGAAGAAGUACCCCGAGGUCACCCCGCUGCUUGUGGUGUGCUCCUUCGCCGCCAGCUUUGGCAUCUUCUCCCUCACCCGCUUUGUGACCUCCAACCCGGAGGUGAGCCUGAACCACAGGGAGACCAACUGGGAGACCAGCGAGUUGAAGGCCGGCCGCAUCCCCGACCGCGUUCUCCAGCUGCACGCCCAGGACAAGCAGGCUGCUUUCGUCCUGUCCUUGGCUUCUUCCACCUGA